AUGGCAUGGUUGAGAGAACUGAGGCCUUUGCUUCACUUGCUGCUGCCACUUACCAUCCAUUGGCUUGCUGAGGAGAUGACUGUUUCUGUUCUUGUUGAUGUCACUACCUCUGCUCUGUGCCCUGGGGACUCAACUUGCACCAAAGCUAUUUAUAUCAAUGGGCUUCAACAAACGAGUUCUAAGGCCUUGGUUGGAAUCAUGCAAUUGAAGAAGAUUGGUGUUACAUUAAAGUUUGCAAGGAUUGUCUUGAUUGUUGGAAUUUUCAAGAUGGUGGUAAUUCCACUUUUGGGUCAGCUUUCAGAUGAGCAUGGCCGCAAACCCGUGCUCCUUUUUAUCGUCUCCUCGUCUGUGUUUCCCAUGGCAUUACUUGUCUGGCAUCAGUCUGAGGAAUUUGUCUAUGCCUACUAUGUGCUUCGUACAAUUUCGAACAUAAUCAGUCAAGGCAGUAUUUUCUGCAUUACUGUUGCAUAUGCGGCAGAUGUUGUUACCGAACGUAGAAGGGCAACAGUAUUUAGUUGGAUUAGUGGUCUCCUUUCUGCUUCACAUGUUAUAGGGGAUUUACUGGCUCUGUUUCUUCCUGAAAAGUACAUUUUUGCUAUUUCAACAGCACUAUUGAUCUUUUGUCCUGUUUAUAUGAAAUUCUUCCUUGUUGAAACGGUGAUAGUGGCUCCGAAAAAUCAUCGAGAGUCAGGUUGGUGGACUAAAAUUGUUAAUGUUCCCCAACAAAGAUACAAAUCUAUGAGGAGAGCUGCCGAAGUAGUAAUGUUCAGUCCCACUUUAAGGGGCAUGGCUCUUGUCUCCUUCUUUUAUGAGCUGGGAAUAUCAGGCAUAAGCAGUGUUUUGCUGUACUAUUUGAAAGCUGCUUUUAGUUUUGACAAAAAUCAGUUCUCAGAACUUCUGGGGAUGGUAGGAAUCGGUUCAAUUAUCUCUCAGAUGUUGUUGCUUCCAAUACUCAAUCCAUUGGUUGGAGAGAAAGUUAUACUCUGCUCUGCCUUGCUUGCAUCAAUAGCAUAUGCUUGGCUCUGUGGAUUAGCAUGGGCACCUUGGGUACCAUACUUAAGCGCCUCUUUUGGUAUCAUCUAUGUCCUUGUGAGCCCUUCCUCUCAUGCUAUUAUUUCAAAUGCGACAAUCUCUACCAAUCAGGGAAAAGUACAAACUUUUAUUGCGGGGACACAAUCUAUAUCAGAUUUGUUAUCACCAAUUGCUAUGAGUCCAUUGACCUCAUGGUUUUUAUCUAGCAAUGCUCCCUUUGAAUGUAAAGGUUUUAGUAUUAUAUGUGCAUCCAUAUGCAUGAUAAUCUCUCUUUGUUUUGCUUGCAUGCUGAAGCCAGAUAGUAAUUCCAGUAAUGACAUAGAGGGCAGCACAGAAACCCCUCUUCUCAGUGACAACUAA
Messenger RNA from Sphenostylis stenocarpa, 1392 nucleotides. NCBI's taxonomy places the organism in Eukaryota, Viridiplantae, Streptophyta, Magnoliopsida, Fabales, Fabaceae. The record is from the annotation of a GenBank genome assembly.